ACGUGCCAUCGAGUUGGUUCCGACUCAAAGCGACCCUGUGUACAAGAGAACAAAACAUUGUCCGGUCCUGUACUAUCCUCACAAUUGUUGUUAUGCUUGAGCCCAUUGUUGCAGCCACUUGUGUCAGUCCAUCUCGUUGAGGGUCUUCCUCUUUUUCGGUGGCCCUCUACUUUACCAACGAUGAUGUCCUUCUCCAGGGACUGAUCUCUCCUGAGAACAUGCCUAAACUAUGUGAGAUGUAGUCUCACCAUCCUUGCUUCUAAUGAGUAUUCUGGUUGUUCUGCUUCCAAGAAAGAUUUAUUUGUUCUUUUGGCAGUCCGUGGUACAUUCAGUAUUGUUGGCCAACACCGCAAUUCAAAGGCAUCAGUUCUUCUCUGAUCUUCCUUAUUCAUCAUCCAGCUUUCGCAUGCGCAUGAGGCGACUGAAAACACCAUGGCUUGGGUCUGGCGCACCUUAGCCUUCAGGGUGGCAUGUUUGCUUUUCAACACUUUAAAGAGGUCUUUUGCAGCAGAUUUGCCCAAUGCAACGCCUCUUUAUUUCUUGACUGCUUCAAUGGGUGUUGAUUGUGGAUCCAAGUAAAAUGAAAUCCUUCCCAACUUAAGUAUUUUUUCCCUUUAUCAUGAUGUUGCUUACUGGUCCAGUUGUGAGGAUUUUUGUUUUAAUUAUGUUGAGGUAUAAUCCAUACUGAAGGUUGUAGUCUUUGAUCUUCAUCAGUAAGUGUUUCAAGUCGUCUUCACUUUCAGCAAGCAUUGUUGUGUCAUCUCCGUAUCGCAGGUUAUUAAUGAGUCUUCCUCCAAUCUUGAUGCCCCGUUUUUCUUCAUAUAGUCCAGUUUCUUGGAUUUUUUGUUAAGCAUACAGAUUGAGUAAACAUGGUGAAAGGAUGCAACCCUGACACACACCUUUCCUGACUUUAAACCAUGCAGUAUCCCCUUGUUCUGUUUGAACGACUGCCUCUUGAUCCAUGUACAGGUUCCUCAUGGGCACAAUCAGGUGUUCUGGAAUUCCCGUUCUCUGCAACGUUUUCCAUAAUUUGUUAUGAUCCACAGAGAUGAAUGCCUUUGUUUAGUCAACAAAACACAGGUUAAUAUCUUUCUGGUAUUUUCUGCUUUCAGUCAGUAUCCAUCUGACAACAGCAAUGAUAUCCCUGUUUCCACGUCCUAUUCUGAAUCCGGCUUGAAUUUCUGGCAGUUCCUUGUGAAUAUACUGCUGCAGCCACUUCAGAAUGAUCGUCUGGCUCAGUGUGUUGAACUCUGCUGGCAGCUGAGAGGCGAAGCAGGAAAAAGGCAAGUUCCUGAUGCAAAGAUUGCUCUGCAACAUAAUUUGGGCAUUGGAGGAGCUGUCGUUGUAACACUGUACAAGAUGGGUUUUCCUGAAGCUGCCAGCUCUUUUAGAACUCAUCAAAUUGAUGCUGUUCCAACCAGUUCUGCACUUGAUGGAUUUAAGGCAGAUCUUGUCUUUAAAGAGAUUGAGAAGAAGCUUGAAAAGGAAGGGGAAGAGUUUGUGAAGAAAAUCGGCGGCAUUUUUGCCUUCAAGGUGAAGGAUGGCCCUGGGGGUAAAGAAGCCACCUGGGUGGUGGAUGUGAAGAACGGCAAAGGAUCAGUACAUCCUAACUCAGAUAAGAAGGCUGACUGCACAAUCACAAUGGCUGACUCAGACUUACUGGCUUUAAUGACUGGUAAAAUGAAUCCUCAGUCGGCCUUCUUUCAAGGCAAAUUGAAAAUCACUGGCAACAUGGGUAUGGCUAUGAAGUUACAAAACCUUCAGCUUCAGCCAGGCAAAGCUAAGCUGUGAACAACUCCCUGUGGCUACUUUUGAAAAUCAAGAUGAGAUACAUAGAAAUAUAUCCAUAUAUUUCUUUGUCAGAAAUUAGGCUGAAAGUAAGCAUUGGCAAAUAGCAUGGGGUAGAUUUGUUUUUAAAUGAGGGUGACCAAUCCUGUUUUUCCUAAGCUCUGGAUGAGUAGAGCCUGGUGGUGUACUACUGCUUUGCCGAAUUGUAUACAACUGUGCAUUACAAAGUUAAUAUGGUAAUUAUGGUUUGGGGUAACACUGAGUUUCAGAAUAAAAUUAGGAACAGUAAAAUCCAAAAACUAUGUAAACAAAAGCUCUCAUUUUGCUUACAAAGUAUAUUUAAGGAUUAUUCUGCUGAAGAUUCAAUUUCAGAGUUUUUCUUGGGAGAACUAGGGAAGAAACAGAACACCAGUAGCUGACCAGUAAUUAGUGUUGUGCACUUAAUGACCUUAAUCUGUUUUCCAUUAAUAGUUCUUAAAAUUCUGUGCUGGGAUGUUUUUUAAAAAAAAUACUUUUUAAUUUUGUAUUUUAUGCACUCAAAAUGGUAUUUUCUUCCCAAAUCAUAAUAAAAGAAAUAUGACUAGAGCUUGGGGAAGAAAACAUCUUCAGCUGAACACAGGCCUGUUUUUAAAACAAAAAUAUUUUAGAAAUGGGUUUUCUUCUUGAAAAAUCAGUGUAUUUGAGUCAUAAAAUAACUGUUGUGAAAGAUAACUGAACAAAUAAUAUUUGCUUUGAGAUGCACAGUUUUAAAAUUAUAAUCUAUUAAUUUAACUAAAUUUGUAAAGCCCUCAGUUCUUUCUUAUAAUUUUCCUUUUUCAUACACAUUUAGUGUAAUUAAUUGUCCUCAUUUUUCUUUUUUCUCAUUUUUCUAAUGCUGAUGUUACUAUUUCUUAUUGCUCAAUGGGAUAUGGGGUAAAAUAAUGCUUUUGGAAGAAUAUUUAAUAGAAAAUUAAAAUAGCUCUGCCUGAUCUUCUUUGUUUUUAUUGUGUUCUUUUUACUCAGAGUUUUCAAGAUGAUGGAGCCUAAAGGGAAAGAUUAGGGGAUUUAUAAGCUGUGGGUUAUCUAGACA
Messenger RNA from Loxodonta africana (African savanna elephant), 2857 nucleotides. RefSeq names its product sterol carrier protein 2 (gene SCP2). Gene Ontology annotation, cellular component: cytosol. The record is from RefSeq and is a predicted model, not a curated record. Gene Ontology annotation, molecular function: acyltransferase activity, transferring groups other than amino-acyl groups. Lineage: Eukaryota; Metazoa; Chordata; Mammalia; Proboscidea; Elephantidae. The transcript is spliced from 6 exons. The coding region runs from base 1036 to 1791 and encodes 251 amino acids.